AUGAGUGGCGAAAAUAUAAUCAACCCUACCUCUAGUCCAGAGGAGGAGACUCAUGCUAUUCAAUAUGAAAGGGAUACGGUGGAUGAUCUAAAAGUCUCGGAUUUAUUUCAUUCUCAACAUAAACAAAUUAUGCAGACUGGACCAUAUGCAUUAGACAUCCGAUCAAUUUUAUUGCGAUAA
Molecule: messenger RNA, 180 nt
Organism: Acaulospora morrowiae
Lineage: Eukaryota; Fungi; Glomeromycota; Glomeromycetes; Diversisporales; Acaulosporaceae
Source: the annotation of a GenBank genome assembly